Diachasma alloeum is the source of this 2616-nucleotide messenger RNA. RefSeq names its product ubiquitin carboxyl-terminal hydrolase 22 (gene not). Gene Ontology annotation, biological process: protein deubiquitination. The transcript is spliced from 6 exons. Gene Ontology annotation, molecular function: cysteine-type deubiquitinase activity; zinc ion binding. NCBI's taxonomy places the organism in Eukaryota, Metazoa, Arthropoda, Insecta, Hymenoptera, Braconidae. The record is from RefSeq and is a predicted model, not a curated record. Bases 600 to 2108 code for a protein of 502 amino acids.
GUGAGCGCCUGGGUGUUGAAAACGUGGGGCAAAACGUGGCUCAACAAUACAACUCCUCCAGCGUCCUGGCAAAUUUUCGUCGUCGCGUGGGCCCCCCCUCCUCCUCGCACUUAUCUCUCACAUUCUCUUCCUUCUCUCUCCCAUUAUUACCCAAAAAAUUUCUCGCUCGCUCGAUUGCUCCAAGUGGCUCUUUAAAAAUCCAACCAAGGGACUUAUCGUGGGCGUAAGCCAACAGUCAAGAGUGGAGCCAAGAGCGCUGCAGGUGAAGUUUGCAAGAGGAGUACUGAGGAAGUUUGUACUCCGAUUUGAAAAAAUACAAGCAAUCAAUUAUUUCGAGGGCUCACGCGCUUUUCCAUGUCAACGACACGCGUGAUCCUUCCAAGGCCAGCGUGCUACGCCCCGGUUAAAUACACAAGUCCCAUUCUAUCUCAUUCCACGUUUGAACAGCGUGAAACUGACUGGGGCUUUUUAAAUAUCUUAAAUAAUAAGUGGAAUUGUCGAGGUUACGUGAAUAAAAAACAUCAGCAUACUGGAGUCACAUUGAGAUUGAGAAAACGAGAAAAAGUCUCGUGCAUCUUCGCCGUAAUAGUCGGACUGAGAUGAGCGACCAUGGCUGCAUACACUUGAAUAAUUUUAAAGCUGCCAAGGGAAUACAACCAUACAAAGUUAUACAUUCUUACUUUGUCACUAGCACUUCGGCAGAGGCACGCAUCAGGAAGGCCGUCAGCUGCUUAUGUCAUACUUGCAAAACCCACAAGGAUCGACUGCAUUCUUGCUUGCACUGCAUAUUUUUUGGUUGCUAUGUCGGUGGUCACAUUCAGGAGCAUGCGAAAACGAAGAAACAUUUUUUAGCCGUGGAUCUUUGUUACGGUAAUAUUCUGUGCUUCCAAUGUGGAGACUAUGUAUACGAUAGAGAGUUACUGACAGUAGCCAAAGCACAAUGGAGCGAGUCAGCCAAGUCCCUAAGUCUGGGAGAGUUCUAUCGUGCCUGGGAACCAACACAAGUCGAGGCGGAAUUGUUGAGGAAAAAUCCACGACGAAGGCGCGUUGUGGAGAAUUCAACAAUUGGUCUCAGGGGGCUCAUAAACUUAGGCAGCACGUGCUUCAUGAACUGUAUUGUCCAGGCAUUGACUCACACUCCACUCCUGCGAGAUUAUUUCCUCUCUGAUCGUCACCAUUGCCCCCAGCCAAGUCGAUGUCUGGUCUGUGAAGUGUCUCACCUCUUCCAGGAAUUCUAUUCUGGUAGCAAAGCACCACUCACACUCCAUAAACUACUCCAUUUGAUAUGGACACACGCGAGACACUUGGCUGGUUAUGAACAACAGGAUGCUCACGAAUUUUUCAUUGCUACUUUGGAUGUACUUCACAGACACUGUGAAGCAGCACCAAUUUUUGUUAAGGAUAAUCCACAUCAUUGCAAUUGUAUUAUCGAUCAAAUAUUCACCGGAGGGUUGCAGAGUGAUGUUGUAUGUCAAUCUUGCAAUGGCGUUUCCACCACCAUCGAUCCAUUCUGGGACAUAUCUCUAGACCUCGGUCCAACAGCUGGUGCCUCUGGCUCUGACACCAAUGGACCCCCCACAUCACUUCUCGAUUGCCUAGAGCGUUUCACGCGAGCUGAGCAUCUGGGCUCAAGUGCUAAAAUCAAAUGCAGCAAAUGUCAGAGUUAUCAAGAAAGCACCAAACAGUUAACAAUGAAACAACUACCUAUUGUCGCGAGUUUUCAUCUUAAGCGCUUUGAGCACUCUAGUAUCCAGGAUAAGAAAAUAUCGACGUUUAUCUCAUUCCCAGAGCAGCUUGACAUGACGCCAUUUAUGUCACACAAGCGCAAUGGUAAUAACAACAGCGAUUCUAUCGAUGGCCUCCCCAAAAAUGGCGAAGACGCGGCAUUCAGUGAUAACAGAUAUUCACUGUUUGCUGUUAUUAAUCAUGAAGGCUCACUGGAGACUGGUCACUAUACUGCCUUCAUCAGGCAGCAAAGGGACCAAUGGUUCAAGUGUGAUGAUCAUUUGAUCACCAAGGCGAGGCUCAAAGACGUUUUGACCAGUGAAGGGUAUCUCCUCUUCUACCACAAGCAAAUCCUCGAGUAUGGUCGUAGUAGCAAAGUAUGAAGAGUCAAAUUUUCCGUAAUUAAUUUAUUUAUUUUGUUUAUACUGACGAGCAUAUUUCUCUGUGAGAGUCCAGUCAGUUUGUCACUCACUGACUAAUGUAUGUAAUUUCUCCUCAAAUCUCACAGUGAACGUGAUUUGCCUAUUCGUUCUGUUUAGAUACUGCCGAUUAUGAUAAAAUUGAUUUCGUUUCGAAUGCUUAGACGGCAAGAUGAUUGACCAUGUUUUGUAAUCAUGUCCUUGACCAGGAGAUAACGAUGAAUCUGAUCCUGAAGUUGAUAAUUUUUUAUGGAAUAAUUGUAAUUGUUAUGGAGUCACAUUUUUUUUUCAAUUUCUUAAGGCUCUCCUCAUUUUUUUAUGUUUUUCGAAAAAAACAACUGAUGUAUAUGAGUAUAACCAAUGAAUACACUUGACCGCGUCUACUUUGAUUGAACUGUAGAUUUUUAAGAUUAGCUCAAUUUUUUAAUGACGAAAAAAAAUAUGAAAAUGAAUGAUCCUAUCUUUUGUAAAU